UGAUCGACCGGAGCGGAGCGCGCAUCGGGGAGUACGAGGACGUCUCGCAGGUGGAGAAGUACGAGAUGGCUGAGAGCGACUACGAAAAGCGGCCAGAGUCCCUGCGGUCCUUCCUGCGCCAGCAGCGCUGGGGACGUUACGACACCGAGGCGGCGCAGCGACGCGCGGCCGAGCAGGAGCAGCGACGGGCGCAGGAGGCGGCACUGGCGGCCGCACUCCCCCUGGGUACCCGUUGCCAGGUCCGGGUACCGGGACAACCCUGCAAACGGGCCACCAUCAUGUAUGUGGGCCAAACCGACUUCAAGCCGGGAUACUGGGUGGGCGUCCGCUACGACGAGCCGCUGGGCAAGCACGACGGCAGCGUGGGCGGCCGCCGUUAUUUCGAGUGUCAGCCCAAGUACGGCGCCUUCGUCAAGCCCCAGAGCGUCACCCCCGGGGACUUCCCCGAGGAGGACGACGGCCUCGAGGACGAGCUGUGAGGGGACGCACACGGGGCGGGGGGGGGACGGGACACACACGGGGCAGGGGGGGGACACACACGGGGUGGGGGGGGACACAGACGGACGGCACCGGGGCGUGGGGGCACUGGGGGAGAACGCAGCCGCAAAUCGCUGUAUUUUCCCUUGUUUUGGGGUGCCCCCCCCCCGGCUCUGCCCCCUCCCGUCCCCAUCCCCCCCCCCAGCGCUGUUUUCACCCCAAAAUGCCCCCAAAUCCCCCCCCCUUCCCCCCCCCCCGCACCCCGCGCUGGGCGCUGCCCCUCUGGCGGGGGCGGGGCUCCCCAGAGGCCACGCCCCCUCUGCAAAAAGGGGGCGUGGCUUGCUGUGUGCUGCAGCCAAUGGGCGGGCGCGCUGAGGAGGAGGCGGGGCCAGGAGGCGGCGCCGGAAGCAGCGGCCGGGCGGCCGCUGCCAGCGCUGCCCCCCGCCCCGAACCCCCGUCCCCGGAGGAGGGGGGAACACACGGACUCCCGCCGUGUCCCGCUUCCCCCCCCCCCCCCCAUCACUCCCGGGGGGUCACCGGCGGGUCGGCCCCGCCUCAUAAAGUGGCGUUUUAAGGUGAAA
This is a messenger RNA of Grus americana (Whooping crane), 1058 nucleotides long. It is a transcript of the gene TBCB, whose product is annotated as tubulin folding cofactor B. Gene Ontology annotation, cellular component: cytoplasm; microtubule plus-end; nucleus. Lineage: Eukaryota; Metazoa; Chordata; Aves; Gruiformes; Gruidae. The coding region runs from base 66 to 479 and encodes 137 amino acids. Gene Ontology annotation, biological process: cytoplasmic microtubule organization. The transcript is spliced from 5 exons. The record is from RefSeq and is a predicted model, not a curated record. Gene Ontology annotation, molecular function: microtubule plus-end binding.